Messenger RNA from Cottoperca gobio, 4593 nucleotides. RefSeq names its product thyroid hormone receptor associated protein 3a (gene thrap3a). NCBI's taxonomy places the organism in Eukaryota, Metazoa, Chordata, Actinopteri, Perciformes, Bovichtidae. Gene Ontology annotation, biological process: mRNA processing; positive regulation of transcription by RNA polymerase II. The transcript is spliced from 11 exons. Gene Ontology annotation, cellular component: mediator complex; exon-exon junction complex. Gene Ontology annotation, molecular function: transcription coregulator activity; mRNA binding; DNA binding. The record is from RefSeq and is a predicted model, not a curated record. The coding region runs from base 542 to 3352 and encodes 936 amino acids.
UGUAGCUUGGGGUGGUUUUGGACAUGCUAUAUGUGCGGGCGACUCAUUCAAAGAUCAGUGAUGGACUGAGGCUGACUGUAUUGUCUUUUCUAGACAAUGGCUCGAGAACAAACAUUUCUGUCACUAGUUUUUCACAUGAUUUGCAUCUUUCUGCUGUGGAGGGAGGGGAAGUUCUGCUUGGUUGGUAUAUCUGCCUGAUAUCUAUAUCUUUGUAUUAGUAUUUUAUAGCAGGCUCAAAGUAGACAGAUGACUGAGAUAAGACUGCCCUCUAUGCAAAUGAUCAGCGACUAAAUAAAACUGGUUCUGUUUGGAUGCACUACACUAUUGGCUUCUUCCUUUUUCACAGCUGUUCGGUUUCUUCACUCAAGACUGCUUUUGAAGUUAAUCUCUGUCGGAUAUUGUAUUUCGUGAUUUAUUUAUUUUUUUACUCCUGGCUCUCUUUUAAAUGUGCUUUUCUUCCGUGAUAAUUGUUAAUUCAACCGUUACUAUCUAUGCUAUGCAUCCAGUGCCUUGAAAAGUUUGAGGUGGCCUGGCUGCAGUGAUGUCCAGAUCUACAAAAUCAGCCUCGAGGUCUCGGAGCCGCUCGAGGACCCGGUCAAGAUCCCGCACCACCUCUCGCUCCAGGAGCCGCUCCAGAUCCCGCUCCAGGAAGCGCCACUACCGCUCUAGGUCUCGGUCAUGGUCAAGAUCUCAUUCCCCAUCUCAUAACCGGGAGAAGAAAUAUCAGAGGGGAUACCAGAACGGUCGAGAGUUCCGGGGCUACCACCGCGGCUUCCGGAGGCCGUACAACUUCAGGGGCCGAGGGCGGGGCUUCUUCCCACGUGGUCGCUACCAGCGUGGUGGUGGUGGUGGUGGUGGUGGGGGUGGUGGCUAUAACAAUAACGGCAACUUCCGCCCCAACUGGAAGAAUUACAAGCAGUACCCUCAAAAACAGCAACAACAACAACAACAGCAGCAGCAGCAGCAGCAGCAGCAGGAGGAGCCAAACCAUUCACGAGGACGCUCUCACAACCUCCAGCAGCGCUCAGGAAGCCCCCCACGAGGUCACUCUCACCACUCUGACCGAUCCUCCUCUCCAUUAUCCAGACACUCGCAGCAUUCUUCCUCUUCCUCACACUCCUCCUCUCCCAAAAGGAGGCCAGCCUUGUUGCAAAACUCCAAAGAUGUGAAAGACGAGCAGUCUGUCUCCAAGGAGGUCCAAAAGGGAGGAGGGGGAGAUGAGGAGCCAGUGGAGCUUGGAGGGGUGUUGGCAGGAGAUGCCAAAGAUGGCGCCUGCAGUGGGAAAAGUGAGGGGAACUGGCAGAGCGUGACGGACUGCAGUCCAAAGAGAGCGAGCGCUCUGACGAGCUCUGUUGUUAUUGUUGGUCAGAACAGCCAAACUGCUAACCAGUCUAGUCCUUCCCUGAAAAUGACGAAUGACAUCAACAAUGGCGCCCCCUCCUGCAAGAUGGUGUGUAGUUCAUCCUCAACAAAAAAACCCUCACACGAAGGUCUAAAUCCAAUGCUGUCCAGCUUCGACUUCUUCUCCAACGAGGAAUACCUGGAUGGAGAUAAAACAGCGAUCUCCAUCGCCUUCAGACAGUUUUUGGAGGAGCAAAAUAAAAAAGCUAAAGCUUUGGAAAAUGGCAAGAGCACAGAAGCGGAUGAUGUGGAUAUGGAACGAGGGAGAGUGAACGGCAAAGUACCCGCGAACAUCUCUGACUCAGUGUCAAGAAAGUACAAAGGGGACACUGACGGUGAAGUGUCUCUGAACAGCUUUUUGAAAGCUUCUCCUUUUCUGUCUGCCGAAGAGGAGGAGACGAGAGUCAAGCCUCACUCAAAGUCACUUCACAAAGACUGGCACAAUGGGGACGAGUCCUCCAAACCAAAGGUCAGGGUCACUCACUCAGCCCGGGAAAUGUUUGAUGAAUGCUUUGACAAAUGGCAGACUGUGACCUACUCACAUGUCGCUGACAGUGAGCUUGACGCCAUGGCAGAGGACACGUAUCUCAGCCGAAAGCAGGAAAGAGCAGCGGCCAUUGCUGCUGCCCUCGCCAAGAGGGAGUUAGCAGGAACACUCGAGGAACUGUCCCCAGACAUGGGAGGUAAGGCCAGGAAGAUGGCAAAAUCUCCAUCCAUCCCAUCCCCUACACCAGCAAGGAGGAACCCUGACGUAGAGCUCAGGGGAGAGGACUCUCCUUUCAUGUCCUCAAGAAAACAGGAAGCAAAAUUAAAUGUCAGAAUGGAUUUCCUUGGAGAAAGCCUGAGGAGCUCUUCUGAUAUUUUAGCUGAGGAGCGACAGCUGUCUCAGGAUCUUGUGCAGUCCUCAAAAAAGGAUCAGGAGUUCCGCUCCAUCUUCCAACAUGUUCAGGCUCCUCAGUCACAGAGGAGUCCCUCUGAGCUGUUCGCUCAACACAUCGUCACCAUCGUUCACCACAUCAAAGCUCAGCACUUUCCAUCCUCUGGAAUGACUCUAAACGAGCGAUUCACCAUGUACCAAAGACGAGCUGCAGAGAAGGAAACGCUGAAGCCAAGAAAAAGCCCAGAGAUACACAGGAGAAUUGAUGUUUCGCCGAGAGCUUUUAAGAAACACGCUCAAGUUUUUGAGGCGAUGAAAAGCUCAGAGGAUGGCACUAACAAGGACGGCGGGGAAAAAAUGAAGGGUGACCCGAUGGACCUUCGCUUGGAUAUUGAGCGCCGUAAAAAAUAUUCCACCCAUGACCGGGGAAGAGAUGCGGGAGAUUCUCCAGAUUCUAGUAGAGAGAGAUCUGUGGAAAAGUUCUCCAAAGGCCGCAAGAGAUCAAAGAAGAGUGAGAAGAAGCGCACUCGCUCAAGGUCGUCAUCAUCUUCCUCGUCCUCCAAGUCCCAAAAAGAAGAUUUGUCCCAUGGCAAGUCUGAUCCCAAAGAACAAACCUUUGACAGGGCUCGACUGGGUCAAGCGGAGUCACUGGGAACAGUUGAAAGAGGAAGGCCACCUGGAGGAUUUCAAGUCCGAAUUCGUGGAAGGAGCUGGAACGGAGGCAGUUAUCAGGGAAACAGUUCACAGAGCAACACCAUGGCAAACAUGGAAGUACAUCAAAAAUCUGAAGACUGGGACCCAGAGUACACUCCCAAGAGCAGGAAAUACUUCUUGCACGAUAACAGAGAACGGGAUGCGGAGUGCAAGUGGUUAGACGGCCGAGGGCGCGGACGGGGAAGCCUCUCGCGUGGAAGGGCGCGCUUCAUCAUACGCAAAGCCACCGGGGGCCCCAACACCAACAGCCCCAAGUGGGCCCAUGACAAGUUCCAGAUCAACGGGGAGCAAGGCAGUGCACAGGAAGAGGAGACGGAACAGGACCAUAAGGAAGGAGAAAUGGAAGGAGAGAAGACUUGAGAAGUGAAGCAGUGUGCUGGAAGUCUUAAAUGUUCUUCUGUUUUAAAUGGGAUCUGACUCUAUCCACCACAGUGGAUCAUAAAUGCAGAUUAAAAUGUUUUAAGACUCUUUUAUACUUACAUUUCAGCGUAGGAUACUCACUCUGACUUCACACGUAACGACUUCCCACAUCAGGGUAGAACUGUUAACGAGUAGAAGCACUGUUUUAAAAAGGUAAAUUGCUGUUUCUCAUAAGAAUUUGGAUUUAUUUUUUGCUUUAUAUGGUUAAAAAUGGAAAUAUUUCUGUGCAGCAUUUUUGCAGCAAAUUUACACUUUUCCCUUAAUGACAUUUGUAGUUUUAAGAGAAAAUCACAUCAGUUUGUGCCUUAUACUUGUGCAAAUUAAGAAAUGUUUUGUGAGGUUACAAGAUAAAUAGUUUGAAAAAGUUGAAGAAAAGCAGGCUUUUUGUUUUUGAGCCGUGUCUUGUCUGGAUUAAAAAUGACAGCAAUACGUACACUGUAGUUCAUGUGGACAUAAACAAAAACAUCAAUGUAUAGCCAAUUCAGCACUCUACACAUGACCCUGAUCUGACAUGGGACCAAACUGUUACGGGGUCAAAGGUUAUGCUCUACUGUCUUUCAUUCGUACAACAUCCAACAGAUCUACAAUACUACCUGGCAGCAUAGAAGACUGUUAUCAUAAAGGAGAAGUACCUGCUCGUCAAACACGUCUAUACAUUACAGCAGCUCUUUGCUUGAUCUUGGAUACCACUUAAUCAAUGUAUAAUAUUGAUGGUGAUUAUACUUUACACAUUUUUGUACCUGGCUGGGAAGGAUUUGACUUUGUCUGUAAAGGUCACUUUGCUAUAGAUUUUGAUGUGUUUUUUUUUUCAUUUGCAAACUUUUCUCCAGCACAAUAAUGAUUUAAUCAAUUAUGUAAAUUGUUUUCAACUGUGUCGAUUAGCAUUACGUUUUAGAAAUACAGAGCAGUUUGUCGAGCGAGGAUGACAGUGUGUCUAAACCUAGAAGUGAUCGAGUGAUUAUCUCCAAUGACGUUAAGAUAUUUGUGUAACUGCCCACACGAUUGAAUUACACGAUUUUUGUGCCUUGCUGUGGAUCUGCUGGUCUUAUUUGUACAAUGCAGGCCGACACAUUGAGAUUCACAUUUAACUGUUUCAAAGGUCACCUGCUUGGGAAUUAUUGCUGAUACUGGUUUUUUCUUUCUUUCUUAGAGACUGUAAAUUAAAGAGACACUGACUUUAA